CAAAAACAAAACAUAUUAAGUUGGUAAAACCUGAUUGUACAUUGAGCAUACUUAAAAACCUGGGGCAACACCGGAAAGACAGGCCACGCCUUCGAGGAGAAACGGGGCAAGCACGCACGGAGCAGCUCAUGAAAGACUUUGCUUUCUGAUAACCUUGGCGCCCAUAGCAUUGGAGGAUUCAUUGAAAGCUUCUCGGGUACACAUGUGUGCAGAUUUUGCCUUGGAGAAAGACCUUUGUUUCAAAUCCUGCAAUGUCAAAUUCUGCCAAACUCAGAAUCAUUCUUCGAGACCAUGACAUACACAAAUUGGACCUGCCUCAUGGAAUCCCUGAGACUGUUACUGAACUCAAGUCGAUGGUGAGAAAGACUUUUGAGCUUAAUCAGGACUUCAACUUACUUUACAAAGAUAUUGAAUUUGGAGAAGAAUAUUUUUCUCUUACCUCAACAACUGCCAUUAAAGACAAGGAUACAAUCAAGGUGGCUUACAUCGUUGAACCUCCCACAGUUUCUCUGACCUUUACCGCAUUGGAAAGUUCCGUGGUAGAAGCAUCAGAAAGCAGCAGCAAUUCCACAACAUUUUCUCCCCAUGUUUCAAAGACAUUCGACGAAGGCAACAGCACCUGCUCUUCAGAAUCCCAAGACACUAUAAUCUUGUCAUCCCCGGAGCACAGUUUUCACCGUUCAAAGCCUUGGCCUAAAGAAUUUCCCAUACCCCACUUUGCAUAUGACACAGAAAUUGUGCUUACUUCAGGAAAUGAAGCUUUCAAGAAUGAUGGAAUUCAACUCAACUUCACUAGAAUCCUUCAAGAUAUUCUUGAAAAACUGGCUGAAAGCAUCUUUCACUAUGUAGCCUACCCAACAGGUGCACAGUUGUCAGAUGUUGCUGAGGCACUGAUUCAGAAGCAUCCCUGCCUUAAGGAACCCGGGUCAUAUAAUGGAUGCUAUGGAUGGCAACAAAGAUUGAAAUAUAAAAUGGGUAACUAUAGGUCUAAACUGAGGGGGCUUGGAUGCCCUGAGCUUGAGGUGAACUCUCUCAGAAAGAAGCGACCACAUGACAGAGCACCUGCAAAGAACAUCAAGAAGCCGCGGAAGGCAGAGGUCAAUUAUUUACCUCCUCAUCCCCAAGGAGAAACUGAGAGCAGUUUAGAACAAGAAAGAGUGGAGCUACUGAACGAAGUGAAAAAGAGAAACAACUCACAAGUUAUCAACACAAAAAUGGCAAAAACAUUUUCCAUCCGAAGGCAAGAAGUUGUUAACCUGGAACCACCAGUCAGUGAUGUCAGAGACAGAUGGCCUGCUCUAUUUAGUGCUGCUCAGAUUAAUGAAGAAUUUAAACGCAUCACCACUAUUCAUCUUGAGGCAACGUUCAUGUCAAAGCUAGACCAUUACUCUUCAAAAAUAAUGUCCCUGGUUUCCACAAGAGGAGGAGCCACAAAAAUGGACAUUCAGCGGAUUAAGAAUAUGCUGGAAGAGGAUCAUUCCAUUGAAAUGAAAAGGGAGGCUGCAAUUCGUUCCUUGGUGGUCUACCUUAAUGAAAAGGAGGAAGAUCUUUUCAAAGAACUGGUGGAUCAAGAUGCUGACAUCACUGGGGAAGUCCUGAAAAUUGUCAUCACAAGAGGGACUACACCAGUUCAUGCAGGAAUUGUGAUCGAGGGAACACAAGUCCUUGGAGACCUGGAUGUACCCAGAGCCUGUGCUUUACUUAUGGGACUAAUAUAUGCCCUCAACAUCAGUUACCCAAAAGGUCUAAAGAACACCUUGGAGGUCUUUCAGAAAGUAUUCUUUGAGCUUGAUGCCCUGAAAGCAAGUCCAAAGGUAAUGUCUUUGAAAAAUAAACUUCUGAUGUAAAAAGGGUGAAAAACUAUUUGUUAGUAAGUGUUCUAAAAAGGGGUGUGAAACUUCAUACCUGGAGGGCCAACGUCCUGCUGGUUUUCCAGAUCUUUAUGCGUUAUCAUCUCCUGAUUACCUGGUCUGGUGUGUUCAACAAGAGUGAGGAUAAAAAAGAAGACAUUUGGGAAGUGAAAGCCUCAAGUUUUUUUGUUUCCGCCAAUGUUCUCUUUUCUGCCUCUGAUUGGCUGAACACACGUGACCAGGUGAUUAUCAGAAAUUGCAACAAGGAAACAUGGAAAACCAGCAGGACAUGAGCCGUUUAGCCUUGAAUUUUACACCUGUGCUUUAAAAAUUGUUACCGUGCUGCUGAGUUUUUGUUGAUGCGCAUAGAGCAGCUACACCCUUAACUGCUGGCGGUUGAACAAAUGUUAAAGUUAAGCAGUUUCAAUAGUAAGCCUAACAAAAACGUUUUAUGUUUGACUUUUGACAGUUUUAUUUGUCAAUGAAGUAUUUCUUUGACUUUAUACAAAAAGCAGAACAAUAAAGAUUGUUAAGGUCGCCACCAUUUUUUUUUUUUUUUUUACAAUUUUUGGAAUCUUUAAUUUCUGAGAAGCAAGGAAAAAUUAGUAUUUAAGUUGGAUUAUCUUUUCUUAAUUUUGUGACAUAUUGGAAAAAAAGAUUUAUGUUCAAUAAUGUUUGUUUUUAUAAUAAACAAUUGAAGCAAGAAACUAGACUGGUGAAGUUGUCUCAACUGAUGUAAUUAAGUUCACGGUGCUGAAAGAAUUGAGGUAACAAUUUGCAUGGACUUUUUUGAGUAAAAGUUUAGCAAAACAAAUACGUUGAAGUAGCUUAAAUACUAUAAUUUGCUGACUUAAAUUCCCCAAAAGCUUUAACUUAAAAAUAAAGAAUAAUUUGUGUUUGUAGGACUACAAAAAUUGAGUUAAUCAAACUUAAAAAGUCAGAGAAAAUUUACUCAAUAUUAACUAGAGUUGGGAUAACUUAAAAAGAUCCAUGCAAAUUGUUACCUCAAUUUUUUUAAGUUGGCCCAGUGUAUUUUUUUUAGAGUGUGGGUACUGGACUGAAGCAUUAGCUCAGUAGUACGAUAUGUCAUAAGGGUGUCAAAUUCAGCUUGAAGAGAGAGACGCUCUUUAUAAAUAUUUGGAGAAGGCGAGACUGCAUAAAACCCUUAAACUUUGAGAGAUCAUGAACACUGGAACGUGGGAAAAUACGUUUUACCUUGCAAAAAAUAAAAGUGGAGCAUUUGGAACUGUUGAUCAGCGAUCAUUUGUAGAAGAAUUGACAGGGAUGUUUAUGCUCCUUUGGGGUCAAAUGCUACAAAUCAGUGUUUUAAACUAGUGUGCCACAUAAAAACUAAUGUGCCAUAAGAGGUUGUCUAUGGAAGCAUUUC
Messenger RNA from Oryzias latipes (Japanese medaka), 3237 nucleotides. The record is from RefSeq and is a predicted model, not a curated record. Lineage: Eukaryota; Metazoa; Chordata; Actinopteri; Beloniformes; Adrianichthyidae.